Messenger RNA from Toxoplasma gondii ME49, 2485 nucleotides. RefSeq lists its product as hypothetical. NCBI's taxonomy places the organism in Eukaryota, Apicomplexa, Conoidasida, Eucoccidiorida, Sarcocystidae. Bases 600 to 1655 code for a protein of 351 amino acids. The transcript has 6 exons. The record is from RefSeq and is a predicted model, not a curated record.
GCACCAUUGAAAUUUACCAGACAGUCUCUUUACAAACAUGCACACGAAAAUAACGGUGGACUUUCACGCAUGCAGACACGACAACAAGCAGUCAAUACCCACCUAUCUUCUUUCCCUUUUGUUCCGACUCGUAGAUCUGGGGGGUCUCGCGCUUUGCCCGACAAAGGAGCGCGGACGGGGGGUUUUUGACCGGCCUUUCCAUAUUGCUGGCUCUUUCUCUGUGCAUUCACCUGCCUCUUCGGUGAACACUACCCUUCCCUUGUCUUAUUCGUUCCUUAGCUUCGGCAGCGGACUUUUAGGUUGCAGUCGACGUGAAAAAUCGCUUUUCUUCCCGCGUGGUGACCCCCUCUGGGCAGAGGCGCGUGCAAGUGGACUCGCGAUAGAUCGAGUUCCGGCGAGGUCGAUUUUUUCGUCUUCCAUUUGUGAAAGGGGGAGAAACCUUUCGAGUCAGGCGCACACAUCUCCACAUUUUUUGCGCGGAACUCUUUUUUCACUCGACCUGCAAGAACCUUCUUUUCUCACUGGCCCGACAAAAAAGCGCCGUCUCUCGCGAGGCAGGAACGCUUGUCUCUUGCGGUGUCUGCACUAUCGUGGCCACGAUGAAGAGUCCUUUUCAUUGGACAAGAUCUUUUCUCUUCUUCCUGGUCUUCGUAGCACUUAUCGCUGCUACUGAAAGGCGGGAGGCAACCCCCUUUUUCUCGUGCGUCGUCCUCUCCCUUGCGGUGACACCUCCCGCCGUCUCGCCGCAAACGUCGUUAUGGAUCUCGUCCGGACUGGUUGGUGGCUCAGACAAGGCAGUUCGGGGGGCGACGGGUCUCGAAGGCCUUCGGAUCGGCGCGAACAUCCACCACAAAUGGGCGAAGGGAUUCGACACACACCUGCACCUUUCAGCAGACGCCGGAGCGCCUUGGGGAGGCACAGACCUGCUCAGGUCUUCGCUGCCGUCGCUGGAGAAGUCCCUCGAGUUCUGCACCGGAAAGAACGGCUCGCUGUCUCUCCUGUCUCGACUCUGCGAAGCAGUCGAAGUUUCUGGAGAGGCUGUAGGGUCCGGAGGAAACCGGCGGCUCCGAACCGUCAUGCGCUACGACCUUCCCUCCGGCAGAAGCCAAGUUCUGUGCACUGCUGUUCACGGCAACCACGAGCUCCACGGGCAGUUCUGCCCUCCCUCGGAGAAUGCGCCAGCUGGCGCUUUUGUCUCGUCCUCUCACCUCUUUCAACGAGGAGAAAGAUUCGUCAAAAUCCAGCCUUCUCACGACUUCCAGACGCAAACGUCCGAACUUCGAAUUCAGGGAGGCAAAGUUCCGCAAGAGAAAGACGAACAGUGGACAGAAGUGAACGUGCAAGUUGCUCGUGAGCACCCCACAAACUCCUGGGACACAGUCGUCGGAGUGAAGCAGCAUUUCGGUGGGGGUCGAGUAACUUUUGCUCCUUUUCUCCGUCUUAAAGACAGGUCUCUUCACUACGAAUACACACACUCUCUGUCUAGUGGAGGCGUGGUGAAGGUGCAAAUGCAGCCGCUGCACUUCCUGAGGCUGCAGUGGAGAGACCCCAGCGCCUCUGGAGGCUCUUGGGUUGCGCAAGCAGAACUGCCGUUGCAGAAAGGAAAGAGUCUGAGAGAGGGUACGGUCGCCUUUCGGCGAGAGUGGACUUUCUGAGAAGCACGGAGAGAAAAGAAGAACGCGGAGCAGUCGACGCCGUUCCGCUUUCUCCGUGUGACUCCCGAAUCAAGAAGACCGACCGCUCGACAGCGACCUCGAGACCCCCGCUUUUCAACUGGAACAGUUGCUGAUGAAGAAGGCCAUACGAAAGAACUCGGAGGCGCGGACCCUUUCUCCGUUUGUACCUAUUUGUUUUCAUAAACACAUGCAUGCACAUGUAUAAAGGUCUCCAUGUGGGCCUGUAUACAUACAUAUUCGUAUAUAUAUAUUUAUAUAUAUAUAUAUAUAUAUAUCAACAUAGUUUGGUGACGUCGAAGGAAGGAAACGCGGACGUCUUCUCCGCAGAACUCAAGCACGAAGAAAAAGGAGAACGCCAAGCAGAUAAGGGAAGCGAGAAGAGAAGACGAGCAGGAGAAGAGAAGAAGACAAAGAAGAAGAGAAAAGAGAAGAGAAACGAGAAAAGAGAAUGCGAGAAGGGAGAAGAGGGGAGAAGGGAGGAAUAGCGGGAGAGACGGGAGAAGAAAGAGAAGGAAAGAAGGUAAGGGAUAAGUGCGAGGACUUUCCAAUUUUUCCGUUCUGCACAUCAACUUCUCUGGAAAGGCCGCGCCGCGUUGCAAAGUCGGCCCAGCGACGCUUUGCAAAAGAAGUGGAAAAAACACAAUGUUUGCUUCAAAACACAGGUAGAACGGAUGCGUCCUCGGCGCGAGAAUUGAAGGGCAUGUCGCGUUUCUGCGAGUACGCAAUGGUUUUCCGGGGAAAAGCAGAUUUUUUUAUAAAGUCCGACCUCAAUACCUACAACUCUGCGGUCUUCGUUGUGACGACACCAG